UGUGUUUUUUCCUUCAUCUACAUAUGUGGUAGCUUUACUGGUACGUCAAAAAAUGUAGUUCUUUCAUUACAUACACUUUAUAUAUGUUCCACGUUCACUGAUUUGACUGGAAUUGUUGCGAUGAAAACUUAACGGUUUUGAGUAGAUGUAUGACGCCUUACAGGAAAAAUGGGGGGGGGGCAGAUGUGGAGUCUUCUUGUUGCUUUUGCAAUUUAUUGCGCUGCAAUGGUUUGUAAAAACCAUUCUACACACCAAUAUAAACAUUUACAUUUAAGAUGCGCUUACACAAAAUCUCGCCGAACUUAAUGAUUUAACUUCCUGGUCGCUUGAUGCGUUCCAAUUGCUGCGCGUAGCAAAAGUGAGAUGGAGUGUCGCGACUGUUAUGUUACACUUGACAGGACUGUGACGUGAUGUUACGAACUGUGUGAAUUAUCGUCUUUCAUUUCUUGUUUGUAGCAGACUUCCGACUCACUGUAAACUUAUUACUAAUGUAAAAUUCAUAGCAGAAACAAAUAUUAUAAAUAUUACGUUCUCUGGUGGAAAAUCAAUCAAUUUGACACAACCGAAGUUUUCGUCUGCUACCUUGUGCCCACGUAUACAAACACGGAUCUCUUUCGAUACGGAGUAUCUUUGGCAACUCUGCUGAAGGCGCAUCUUUGAAUGAUAAAAUAUUGUGACGUGCAGUUGAGCCAUGUGGUCAGUGUAAAUAUAAACAUUAACAGUAGUGGAAGAAAAUUGUUUUCGAAGAAGGACGAAAAUGCCAACAAUCGGCAUCAAACGCGACUGGCUCUUCGAAGCUCUUGGAGAGAAAUACACUGAUGAACAGUUUAGUGAUUUGUGUUUUAAAUUUGGCUUGGAACUUGAUGAAGUGACCACAGAGAAGCAGAUGCAGGCAAAGGAACAAGGAUUGGAGCAUACUGAAACAGCAGCAUCAGAAGAUGUAAUUUAUAGGAUUGACAUACCAGCCAAUCGUUAUGAUCUCCUUUGUUUAGAGGGCCUUGUCACAGGACUUCUUGUUUUUCUGGGAAGAAAGCCAUUGCCGAGGUAUAGAGCAGUGAAACCAGAAGGAUCCAGUGUUCAGAAGAUUAUCAUGAAACCUGAUACGGGACUGAUACGGCCUUAUGUAGUUGCUGCUGUACUAAGAAAUAUAACUUUCAAUAAAAACAGAUAUGAAAGCUUUAUUGACCUACAAGACAAACUUCAUCAAAACAUAUGUAGGAAACGUUCCUUGGUGGCAAUUGGUACUCAUGACCUAGAUUCUGUUGAAGGUCCAUUCAUUUAUGAUGCUAGGCCACCAGCAGACAUCAAAUUCAAGCCCCUUAAUCAGACCAAAGAAUAUACUGGUCAUGAAAUAAUGGAACUUUAUUCAAAUCAUGCACAACUGAAACAAUAUUUGCCAAUAAUCAGAGAUAGUCCAGUAUAUCCAGUUAUUUAUGACAGCAAAGGCAUUGUUUUAUCUUUGCCUCCUAUAAUUAAUGGAGAUCACUCAAAAAUAACACUUAAUACAAAGAAUGUGUUUAUAGAGUGCACUGCUACAGAUUUGACAAAGGCAAAAGUCGUUUUGGACACCCUUGUCUGCAUGUUCAGUGCAUACUGUGAUGACCAAUAUGUAGUAGAAUCUUGUGAAAUUGAACAACCAGAUGGUGUUACCAAUUUGUACCCUGCUCUGGUCUACCGUGAAGAAGUUAUUGAAGUUGCAAAAGCCAAUGACUAUAUCGGUGUGUGUCAGUCACCUAAAGACAUGGCCAAACUUCUGUCAAAGAUGUGCCUUGAAACAGAUGUAAUUUCUAAUGGCAAACAACUGAGAGUCCGAGUUCCUCCGACAAGACAUGAUGUCAUUCAUGCUUGUGAUGUGUAUGAAGAUGUCGCAAUUGCACAUGGAUAUAACAAUAUUGAAAGAACUCUACCAAAAACAUCCACUAUUGCACAGGAGUUUCCACUGAAUAAACUCUCGGACCAGUUAAGGGAAAAUGUUGCACAGGCUGGAUUCACAGAAGCUCUCACAUUUUCUCUGUGUGCUCGAGAUGAUGUAUCAUCAAAACUUGGACUAGAUUUGAAGAAUGUUCGAGCAGUACACAUUUCAAAUCCGAAGACCUUGGAGUUCCAAGUGGCCAGAACCACCCUCAUUUCUGGAUUGCUGAAGACACUUGCUGCAAAUAAAAAAAUGCCUCUCCCUAUGAAGCUGUUUGAGGUGUCUGACGUAGUGCUGAAAGAUGAAACCUCUGAGGUAGGUGCUAGAAAUGAAAGGCGGCUUUGUGCUGUAUACUCCAAUAAAAAUUCGGGAUUCGAAAUAAUUCACGGUCUUUUGGACCGGGUAAUGCAGUUGUUAGAAGUUCCUUGGGAUUUGCAUAAAUCUGGAGUGGGAUAUCAUCUGAAAGCAGCUGAUGAUCCUUCAUUUUUCCCAAAGAGAUGUGCUCAGGUAAUUGUCAAUGGAAACAUCAUUGGAAAACUGGGCAUCUUACACCCUGAUGUAACAACGAAAUUUGAAUUGACACUACCUGUAUCAUGUCUAGAGAUGAAUGUAGAACCAUUUUUAUGACAGCAAAGAUAGUCCAGUAAGAUCACUGCAAUUUUACAGUGAUUCCUUACUGCAUAUUAUCUGAUAAGUGAUAUACAUUAUUCUGCUAUUUAUAUUUGGUAAAUAAAGAGUCCAGAUACUUUUAACUUA
Schistocerca gregaria is the source of this 2668-nucleotide messenger RNA. It is a transcript of the gene beta-PheRS, whose product is annotated as phenylalanine--tRNA ligase beta subunit. Gene Ontology annotation, cellular component: phenylalanine-tRNA ligase complex; cytoplasm. Gene Ontology annotation, biological process: phenylalanyl-tRNA aminoacylation. The record is from RefSeq and is a predicted model, not a curated record. Bases 758 to 2539 code for a protein of 593 amino acids. Lineage: Eukaryota; Metazoa; Arthropoda; Insecta; Orthoptera; Acrididae. The transcript has 12 exons. Gene Ontology annotation, molecular function: ATP binding; RNA binding; phenylalanine-tRNA ligase activity.